UCCCCCAUCUGCUCGGUGUGCGGGCUGAGCUUCGAUGGAGGACCAACAAGUUAAAUUGACAUUUGUGGCAAGGCGUGGCGGUGCCUGAGCGAGCUGGAGGCCCAUCGGCUGGUGCACACGGGAGAACGUCCCUUCAACUGCAGCAAGAGCUUCACUCACUACAAGUACUUGCAGGGGCACAACAGCAUGCACUCCAGCGAGAGGCCCUUCACCCGCUCCAACUGCAGCAAGAGCUUCACUCACUACAAGUACUUGCAGGGGCACAACAGCAUGCACUCCAGCGAGAGACCCUUCACCUGCUCCAACUGCAGCAUGAGCUUCAAGACGGCGAAUCACCUGAAGAUACACCGGCAGGUGCACACGGGCGAGAAGCCCUAUGGCUGCUCCACCUGCGACAUGAGCUUUGUCCAGUUGUCGGGGCUAAGGCAGCACCUGCUGGUGCACAGCAGUGAGCGGCCCUUCACCUGCUCCGACUGCGGCAAAGGCUUCAAGUCGUCCAAUCACCUGAAGAGGCACAGGCGCCUGCACGCCAGCGAGCGCCCCUACACCUGCAGCGACUGCGGCAAAGAUUUCACCCAGUCCAAAGACCUGCUGUCCCACCGGCGCCUCCACACCGGCGAGCGCCCCUAUCACUGCGACCAAUGCGGCAAGCGCUUCACCCACUCCAGCACCCUGCUGGAGCACCAGCGCACCCACACUGGGGAGCGGCCCUACACCUGCGCCCAGUGCGGCAAGGGCUUCAUCCAGUCCUCUCACCUGCUGGAGCACCAGCGCACCCACACUGGGGAGCGCCCCUACACCUGCACCCAGUGCGGCAAGGGCUUCACCCACUCCAGUCACCUGCUGGAGCAUCAACACACCCAUACCGGCGAGCGCCCCUACACCUGCGCCCAGUGCGGCAAGAGCUUCACCCACUCAAACACCCUGCUGUCCCACAAGCGCACCCACACCGGGGAGCGACCCUACACCUGCACCCAGUGCGACAAGCGAUUCACCCAGUCCAGUCACCUGCUGGAGCACCAGCGCACCCACACAAAGGAGCGCCCCUACGCCUGUGCCCAGUGCGGCAAGAGCUUCACCCACUCAAGCACCCUGCUGUCCCACCAGCGCACCCACACCGGGGAGCGCCCCUACACCUGCGCCCAGUGCGGCAAGAGCUUCACCCACUCAAACACCCUGCUGUCCCACAAGCGCACCCACACCGGGGAGCGACCCUACACCUGCGCCCAGUGCGGCAAGAGCUUCACCCACUCAAACACCCUGCUGUAGCACCAGCGCACCCACACCGGGGAGCGACCCUACACCUGCACCCAGUGCGACAAGCGCUUCACCCAGUCCAGUCACCUGCUGGAGCACCAGCGCACCCACACCAAGGAGCGCCCCUACGCCUGUGCCCAGUGCGGCAAGAGCUUCACCCACUCAAGCACCCUGCUGUCCCACCAGCGCACCCACACCGGGGAGCGCCCCUACAUCUGCACCCAGUGCGGCAAGAGCUUCACCCACUCCAGCACCCUGCUGGAGCACCAGCGCACCCACACUGGGGAGCGGCCCUACACCUGCGCCCAGUGCGGCAAGGGCUUCAUCCACUCCUCUCACCUGCUGGAGCACCAGCGCACCCACACUGGGGAGCGCCCCUACACCUGCACCCAGUGCGGCAAGGGCUUCACCCACUCCAGUCACCUGCUGGAGCAUCAACACACCCACACCGGCGAGCGCCCCUACACCUGCGCCCAGUGCGGCAAGAGCUUCACCCACUCAAACACCCUGCUGUCCCACAAGCGCACCCACACCGGGGACGCCCCGUACGCCUGUGCCCAGUGCGGCAAGAGCUUCACCCACUCAAGCACCCUGCUGUCCCACCAGCGCACCCACACCGGGGAGCGCCCCUACACCUGCGCCCAGUGCGGCAAGAGCUUCACCCACUCAAACACCCUGCUGUCGCACAAGCGCACCCACACCGGGGAGCGACCCUACACCUGCACUCAGUGCGACAAGCGCUUCACCCAGUCCAGUCACCUGCUGGAGCACCAGCGCACCCACACCAAGGAGCGCCCCUACACCUGCGUCCAGUGCGGCAAGGGCUUCACCAGCUCCUCCAAGCUGCUGUCCCACCAGCGGGUGCACUCCGGC
Messenger RNA from Amblyraja radiata (thorny skate), 2130 nucleotides. RefSeq names its product zinc finger protein 883-like. The record is from RefSeq and is a predicted model, not a curated record. The transcript is spliced from 2 exons. The annotation marks the transcript as partial. Lineage: Eukaryota; Metazoa; Chordata; Chondrichthyes; Rajiformes; Rajidae.